Microbotryum saponariae is the source of this 1838-nucleotide messenger RNA. The record is from the annotation of a GenBank genome assembly. Lineage: Eukaryota; Fungi; Basidiomycota; Microbotryomycetes; Microbotryales; Microbotryaceae.
AUGAGCUCGGACCUCUUGUCGUUUCGAGCUUGCGGAGACGAGGGCCACUCUGGACCUCCGUUCCACAUCCGCUCCCCUUCUCCUUCACCUCAUUCGGCACCCAUGACGCUCGUGGUCAGGAUACGAUCCGGAACUUGCUCUCCAUUGGCUCGGACGCUGUCCUGGACAUGUCGUCACCCAGUCCGAGUCAGAUCCUACGCGACGGACAACGUGAGCGAGCAACCAUCACCCAUUCUCCCCACCUCCACAUCCCCGCUGACCUGCAGUCACUCCAUCGUAGCCAACUCAUGUCCACGUCUCGGUGAAAGAUCACCCUACGGACAACUGGACGAAUGUAACACCCACGAUACUGUCCAAAGUGGACCGCAACCUGCACCUCGUGCCCAACCAUCCCCUCUCAAUCCUACGCCAAAAGAUCGAAGCCCACUUUAGCUCUCUCAAACCCGUCAACACCUUGUCCCCGAUCGUGUCGGUCCGACAAAAUUUUGACGACCUCGGUUUCCCCCUCGAUCAUCCCGGUCGGUCGCUGACGGACUCGUACUACCUCAACAAGGACACCAUGUUGCGGACCCACACCUCCGCACACGAGGUCGAACUCUUUCGAAAAGGGUUGCAGAGAUUUCUGCUCACCGCGGAUGUGUACAGGAGGGACGAGAUCGAUCGAUCGCAUUACCCCGUCUUUCAUCAGGUCGAAGGGUGCAACAUCCUUUCGUCCAGGGACGAGUUGCCCCGCUUGGAGAAGGAGAAUGAAGCGAUGCGACAACACCUCGCUUCGUCCAAUAUCAUCAUCGUCGAUCCCACCAAAGAGGAUACGCCCUCGAACCCGAAACAGGCCGAAUAUACGCUCGACGAAGCACGCAUCAUGUCCGAGCACUUGAAGAAUUCGCUCAACUCGUUGGUCCUGUCGUUGUUUGGCGGGCUGAGAAAGGGUGGGGAGGAGGAACCGUUGCAAGUGAGGUGGAUCGAGGCGACGUUCCCUUGGACCGCACCGAGUUAUGAGGUCGAGGUUCUGUACGAUGGUAAAUGGUUGGAGAUUCUCGGGUGUGGUGUCGUCCGACAGCAGGCUUUGGAUCGAUCGGGUCAGUUGCAGGAUCGGAAUUUGCAUUCAGGGGCUUCGCUGUCCUCACUCGCUUAACCACUAUUGCUUUACUCGCUCUCCUUCCCUGGUCAGGCGUGCCCGAGAAGCUCGGUUGGGCGUUUGGCCUCGGUCUCGAACGUAUCGCCAUGGUGCUCUUUUCAAUCCCCGACAUCCGUCUUUUCUGGACGCAAGACGAGCGCUUCCUCUCCCAAUUCGAAAACGACCGCAUCACGACCUUCAAACCCUAUUCCAAGUAUCCGGAAUGUUACAAGGAUUUCUCAUUCUGGAUUCCUCAUCAGACCGAGGGGAAGAGGGAAGAUGGGGUCAAGGCCUGGCAUGAAAAUGAUUUUUGUGAGAUUGUCAGGGACGUUGCGGGAGAUUGGGUCGAAGGGAUACAAUUGGUGAGUCUUCCUAGGUUCUCGAGGGGCGGACUCUGGUACAGGUUCUGUAAAGGCACUGCUUUCGUUGAUGACUGAUUUCAUCGGAUGUUACUUUUAUUAGAUCGACGAGUUCGUGCAUCCCAAGACGGGGAGAAGGAGCGUGUGCUAUCGGUUGAAUUACCGCUCGAUGGAUAGGUGAGUCGCGUGAGAGAAAGGAGUUCAACUUGACUUGCUAUAGACGAAAGCCCAAAAAGUGAUGAGUCAUCCUGACCCCAAAUUUCUCAUCAAAACAAAGGUCGCUCUCGAACGAGGAGGUGAACGAGCUUCAAAGCAAGGUCGUUGAAGUGGUCGUGAGGGAGAUGGGCAUCGAGGUGCGGUAG